GAAGCUUUUUUCUGGUUCUUACCUUUCAGGAGAAGACGAAUGGAUCGAUAGACCUUUGAGCUUACAUCCACAGAAAAGGGGAUACGUAGUGAUUCGAUUCGAGCUCGAUAUGGAGGCCGCAGGACAGCGAUUCAAAGUGCUCGCAGAGUAAAUAAAAUGCACUCCAAAAAAAAGCCACGAGUCCGAGUCGGUGUAGAACGUAGCAGGAGCAGCUACAUCUGUCGGUCGGCUUCCAUGGCUUUUCGUAAAGCCUCGGAAAGUAAUGAGGAAUGGUCAUACUCGACGCAGGAGGAGUGCUCUGGAUGCGAGGAGUCAGAAGCAAGAAAUAUGCAGCAAAAGCGAUGCGCCGAAUCCAUUGCACCGAUCGUACUCAUCCGGGUCUCGUCACUUCGAUGCCUGACUCGUCACCGCAAUCGAUGAUUGAUGUGGCCGUGGAAUCUCUCCAAAUCAUACGCAGCUGCAGCUGCCCCAGAAGGUCACUGUUGUUGCUCGCUUGCCGAAUAUGGUUCAGAGAUCCCCGAUUGCAUUUUUUUGGUUGACAAAGCUCGUCGCCUUCCCCUUUGGCGACGAGCUUUUUCCCCCGGUUCUAUUCGUUCCCGAACGUAUCGAAUUCAGAGCAAUGUAUAUUCUACUCAUCGGGAGAAACGAGAAUAAACAUUAAAAUGGCAUAUACCCGAUAGACCCGAAGAUGUGUUGUUGUCCGGCAACACGAGCAUGGAAAGUUGUGUGUGGUAGAUAUGGUACUCAUUUGGCCAAGGUGCCAGAGAUGGACGAACAGCGUGAAUGAUGAGUAGGAUCGAGUAACAUGCACACGGGCGGAAUCUCAAGUCACUGAGUUGGAAAUGGGUUCAUGAGGUGAUGCCUACAAUAUUGGCCUGCGCAGAGGUGUGAUGGUUUGACAUGUUUUACUUAAAGCUGGCCUGUCACGAGUCACAGCGAACAUCACAAACAGUUGUCGUACUCUGUAGCAGCCAUAGAUAUGCAUUGCGAGAUCUGUCAGGAAUCAGACGGUUGAGUUUCGAGAAAAAGUUGCCGAGAGUAUCAUCCACAUUUCGGUGGGAAAAUUCUUCCGGCAGCCAGACGGGUUUUGUUACCGAGAGCUCGACGUGAGUGUCACUCCCCACCGACGGAGGGACGAAAUUGCGUCGAGCUCUCUCCAUAUCCAUCUCCACUUGAUCGGGUGAAAAAGGGUGGAAUGGAACUUGAGAUCUUCUGGGUGUGGAGUGUGGCCCCAAGCCGAUGUCAGUGGAGGCGAGGCCCAGUGAAGGCCACCAGUCGCAGGAGGUAACAUGUCACACACCUCGGGAGCUCCCGCAGAUUUCAUUUCUCCCUCGGGAAAGAUGGGGAAGAGAUGAGGGAAGUCAAGCUUGACCGACCCACUUGAGCGAGCGAGCGAGCCUCGUCACUUGACUCGGGAUCCUGCUGCGGCCAUUGGCCCCAUCGGCAUAAACUCGUCCAAGCGCAUGUUACAGAAUACGACAGGAUCACAACACAUCACCGGGGAUCCUGGCUCCGGCUCUUUCUGCUGUCAGGGCGGGCGGAGGGGGGAGCGGUGUCAGGGCUGCCAUCGAUUAUACAAAUGCAAAUGCAUCACAUGCUGCCAUCGGGUGCAUGAGAUAUUUUGCUGCAUCACUGGGUCGCUCUCCAAUUCGCAUUUCCUCGUCUGGACUGUGCCAAGGCCUCGUCUGACUCCAAAUGCCUGUAAAUGACUGUAAAUGCCUGGAAAUGACGAGCCAUGACUGCUGCACAUUCAGGCCUCUCGGAUCUAACCUGCACCGAGCCCACCGAUCCCACCGAUCCCACCGUAGCGCCGGCCGGCCGGACCCCAAGCGUGUCAGAGCACCGGACUCGCUCGGAUCGGCUGCUGCCAACGAAGAACAUGCGUCAGGCAGGGAGACUCUCCCAUGGCUCAGAAGGUUGUGAACAUGGUCUGAGGACGCAAUCAGCCUCGGCGCCCUUUUCAGUUGCCCGAUGUGCUCGGGCCCUCGAGGGCAGGCAGGCAGGCCUCAGCGUUGUCCCUUGUGGCCCCCGCUCCGAGAAACAGGUCACCGAGACCGCCCUCCGUACAUGCCUCAACAAAUGGAGCUGGGCUUUCUCCGAGAGAUCUUCUUCUCUCGCACCAGAAUCAUUCCCGAAUGUGUAAAAUGUCAUUUCCCAGCCCCAGUACAGCGCAGUAACACGUCUCUGGCUGGCCGGCCCUCUGCGAGAUCCGGUCCAAGUAUUAUCCGAGCUCCAGCAAGUGGGUGGGCUCUCGAGUGCAUCGUCGUCGUCGUCGUCGUCGUCGUCGAGAUCACCAAACUCCAGACACACACGUAAACUCUGAUGGUACACGCAGACGGUUGAGUGUUCUGAUCGCUCUACUCUGCUCUGCUCUGAUCUGUCCGGGUCUGAGCUUCUAGAGAUCCCGAGCCGAGCCGUCGAGACCUUUUCCCGAUCGCUGAGACCUUGGUUUCUUCGACAUGUGGGUGGGAGGGAUCGAUCUCGUCGUGUGGUUCAGUCAACUGAAAGACCGGGAUCGCGGAGCACAACCAUGCUGGAUGCUGCCUGCCUGCCUGCCUGCCUGCAGGUCAAGCGAAAUCUCAUAAUUUCUUUAUCUGCAGCUCCAGAAGAUGAUUCUGGCGGAGGCCGCAUGGUUAGUUUUUUUUCGCGGGUUCUCGAGAAAGGCGACUGUGUCGCACUUAUUGAUUCUGUGGUACAGAAGAGUCAUCGACGGGACGUUCAUUUAGGGACCUGGACCCCAUACUGGAUCGAAAUGUACCCAUCGGUUGCAGUAGAUAAAUACUUGGCAUCUGACAUUUCGCUCGUGCCUUCAAUGAACCCGGCGUUGCUGCUGACAUCAGAAGGUUUUCCCCAAUAGAUGUACGAUCUGCGAUGUGGUUGCUGACAUUCAAAAGAUCUUCUCCCAUGGCGCGGGUGUGCGAGCUUCGGUUCGAGAAUUUCUUUUGUUCUGAAUUUCCAGAAUACUUUUCUUUAAUUGUGGCCUCAGAGUGGACGGACCGCUCCAUUCGCCAUGCGAGCAGAGGAGUGGACGAGCCCCUGUGAGAACAAGUACAUGCACAUGCGUCAGUCGGCUGCAAGUACAGUACAUCUCGCUGGGACCAGGCCGCUCUCCGCAUUUGGAGUUCGGAGUUCGUCUUCGGAGUUAGUUCGAUCACUGCACACCUCUUUGAGACAUGCACAUGGAAGUGAAGGACGACGAGAGGCUGCAAGCAACAUUCGUUUCAACAGCAGGAUGGAAGAAAAAGGAAAAUGCAGGGAAAAACUUCCAUGAGUGGCAUCUGGGGCCUGCACAUUGAAGCCUGCCAAGAAAUUGUAACAUCCACACGCAGGAUGUUAGAAACCGCCAGUGUGGCCUGCCUGCAUGCCAAGUUAAAUGAAGUGGACCCAAAUCAAGUCUCACCCACGCAUGGCCGAUGUCGAAGAGAAAAAUGUCAGGGCAAUCUUGUAUGCUGCAUUCGAAUGACCAGCAAUGAAACUUGUCGCCAGAAAUCUGCCUUGCAGAUACUGUGAAGGAAGGAGCCAAACGACAAAAUUCUGACCUGCACGAUAACGAAAUCUUACCUCGAAAGACUUUGGUAAUGGAACAUUUCGAAGUUAUAGCAACAGCAGCAGCAGCAGAUCUCGUCAGAAAAGUUGACAGAGCGAGGAAGAAAGGAAAAAAAAAGCAAACCUUACCUGCACUUUUGAUGGAGAUCGUCCGACCCACUCGUAUAUGAGCCUGAAGUCGUAACUACAUUCAUCCUUCCAACCUGGAAAGUCUAGUGCGAGAAAGCAAUCCCAGGGCAACAUAUCCGACCUGCACUUGAUGCCAUGGAUAGGGAACUAUCAAAACAGCAGAUCUAGCCUGUGAAGUCUAGUUCAAGGAACAAAUCGAGUAGAAGCAUAGCUGACCUGCAGGCCAAAUACACUCAUGGAAUCCCAGAAUCUCACCCACUGAAUGUCAAUGCAAGUGUGAGAGUCAGUGGAAUGCAUUUUGUACCCAGAAACGUGGUAACAAAAUAUAGAACAGAUAAGGGAGAGAGUAGGAAGCCUGCUCAUGAAAGUCGGUGUACCAGGUCCAGAACACCACAACUGGCUCGUUUGGCUGAGUCAGAAGGGUUUACAAUUUCCGAUAUGUGUUACCCUGUCUGCCAGUGACAGUAAAGGACAACUUCAACAUCUACUACUGCAGUCCUGAUCUGUCCUAGUGACUUAUAUAGGCGGACAAAUCUUUACCAUCGUCGCGCAGAUUUCUUAGAAGAAGGUGUGUUGGAGUUAGCUUCAAUGUACGGUACAGAGAUACGAUAAUAUAUUGUUUUCAACGGCAGAAGAAAGCAAAUCGACUUACGUUAGCCCUGUUGAUUUCGGGCGCGCUAAGAAUUAAUUUGAUCGAGUAUUCCUUGUAAUUCAUUACGAUAUGUGAUCGUG
This is a messenger RNA of Marchantia polymorpha subsp. ruderalis, 4407 nucleotides long. The record is from the annotation of a GenBank genome assembly. NCBI's taxonomy places the organism in Eukaryota, Viridiplantae, Streptophyta, Marchantiopsida, Marchantiales, Marchantiaceae.